AAAAGUGAAACAGUGCUACAGUAUCUCCAGGGAAGCAAACAAGCAAAGGUACUGGAAGUCUUAUGUAGGUGGGGACAGGCCUUUUUUUUCCACACACACCCCCACUUCCAACCACCCUUUUCCAGAAGGCAAAGGAGGAUGAAGAGCAGUGCCAUGCCUGGAGGGAGCCCCUCAGCCAGCACAGGUGUACAGGACAGUGCUCCAGUCAGCUGAGUGAUUACUGUCAACCCGUUUGGAAAACCCAUUGUUGAAAGGCAACAAGAUGAAUAGAAAUACAGAGUUAGUCACAAGGAGCGCAACCUCAGAACCAGCCUCUCUGACAAACAGCCUAGGGGUGGAAAAGAUGGAAGUUGCUUCUGAACUGAGCAGCCCAACUUUGCACAGUGAAGACAGUGGGUUCUUUGAAAGAAGUAUUAAGACAAUGUUAAGCAUCCGGAAAUCAAAACUAAGUCUGAACAAAGAGAAAGGUAAGGAAGGUACAGGUACUUGGAAAGGAAAACGAAUUUCUUUGCGAUUCUCCAAGACCUAUGAGAACAAAAGCACAACCUGUAAUGGCGUGGAAGAGACUAGUGAGAAGAUAACAGCAGAGCCUAUUCAAGGAAAACCUCUUUCAGUAAUGGAAAUCAAUGAACUUAUUCAGAAAAGGCAACUUCUGGAAGCAUUUGCAAGUAUCAAGUACUUGGAAGAUGAGACUAUAGCUGAAAGGAAUGAUGAGAAAUACAAAGAUAACCCCCAGGAGCUUAUGAGGAAAUCAAAGGAUGUGGAUUUGCUUUAUAACUCCAUCACGAAUGCGAUCCAGUCCAUUGUGGUGGGAACACUGGAGUGUCCUACUGUGGAGGAUACCAUGUUGACUUCCCUGGUGACUUUAAUUGCCCUUGAAGAAGCAGCUCAUCCUAACACCAGCAAUGCUGCUGGUCCUGGGUCAGACUUGCUCGGCACACCCAGAAAGUGGAGAGAAGAGUGGAGGAAAGCUGUCAACGAGAGCACUAGAAAGAGAGUCCAGAGGGUACCCAUGGCAUCAAAGGAAGAAGAGAGUUCUUGGCUUGAUAGCCACUUACAUUUCCUCCAGAAAUACCUGGGUGAAGACUUAUUGAAAAUCAAGUUAUUAGUAAAAAAGUCUUAUCCAGAGGAGUACCAGGUGUGUGACGUGUAUGUGGAGGCUUUUCACAAGGCCAUUGCCUCACAUUUGCAAUAUCUCUCCCAGAGACCGCUGGAGUUCAAUGAGCUCUACACCUUGCUUGACUGGGUGGCCAACAUCUACCGCAGUGAACUCUUUCUGGGUCACCCUGAUCUCAAACCAGAAUUUAAGACAGAAAACCUGUCCCUGCUGUUAACACCAGCUGAUUGGGAUAAACUGAAGAAUGACUACAUCACUUCUGCAAAGGGGAAAAUCAAAAGCUAUUUUGGAAACAUCCUGAGACUGGAGGUCACAGAGAAGUGGGAGAAGGAAGUUCAUCCAGAAGUGAAGGAAAACCUCUACCACUCCUCGCUCUCCUUUGAUAUUCAAACGAUCAUUGGGGAGCACGUGAAGAUAUCUGGAGCAAUCAGCAAAAGCCUGGGAACAAAAAUGCUUGAGCUGUGCCUGGAAGAGCUGCAUGAAUUCAUACAAAGGUUCGGGGAGGACUUUGUGGUGUGGAGCACUGCCCAGGACAGCCCCAUCUUUGCACCGUAUUUUGCUGCCUACAUCAACAGUUUCCAUGACCUGAUGUCAGGGUUAGAAACAGCGUUUGAAGUCAACAUUGAGGAACUGCAGAAGAUUUUGGCAGCUCUGACAAGGAACUUCACAAAUAUUUUUUUAAAUAAAUUAAGAGCAAAAACACAGCCACUCCUUAAGAAAAUCCUGACCAAGGACUGGAUUUUGGCAACAGAAAGGCCGGACUCACUGGCAUCGGCGGUAUCGCAGUUCUCUGAGCCUCUGCAGCACAUGAGGGAGCCCAUGGGGCAGGAACUUCUACGCGACAUUCAUAAAUAUGUGGUGAGGGAAUACAUCACGGAGGUCAUCAAAUCCAGACGGAAAAUUAAUAAGGAGGCACGGCAGCAAGUGAGUGAAAAGAUGAACCAGGAAGCCAGAAUCCUUAAUAAUACACUUAUCGAUCAGGGCUCUGACUCCAACUGGCUCCUUCCUGCCAUACAUCACAUCGCCAAUAUCAUUGGGGAGAAGAAAAAAGACAAGAUCAAGGAGUGCGUCAAGGAGCUGUGUCAGGAUUAUCCAGAUAUCAAGAAGGAACACGUCCUGGCUGUCCUCGUGCUCCGGGGGCUGGGGCGCACCAGGAGAGCGGCUAUUUUGCAGCAAAGCUACCGUGCGCUGGAAAGCCCCGACGGUGGGGAGGGCAGCACUCUCUUCACUGAAAUCGAUGCCCCAGUGAUCAUCAGCUGCUUCUAAAACAGAACCCAAACAGCAGUCCUCCCUCCUCCUAUGCUGCCUCUACAGCACGAUCCAAAAUCUGCUACCCUGCCUCACCCAUCUGCAAUGCAACUUUUGACUACAGUGGGAAAAGGAGUACUUUUCUGAACUUGCUACCCUGAGUUCAGAAACCAAAGGCAACAGAUAUGCCAAGGCCCUGACCUUCUGCAAGAACCCCUGAGCAGCAACUCCAGCCCAGGCACUGCAUCCAACCUGUCUUCAAUACACAUUCUAUUGCUAGGAAGCUGCUCUGUUGUUUGGUCCAAGAUUGAGUCUCUUCUCAGAGAACAGGAGAAAACCAAAAGGAGCUCGCUCAGAGCUACAUUAGGCUUGGACUCUGUGUUGCAUAAUUAUACAGCACAGAGCAAGAGCCUCCUUCAUAAUUAGUGUCUCUGAGCAACCACGGGCCAGAACUUGGAUAGGGAUGUGGUAGUGCCCAAGACUUAUUUCCUCCCCUGUGAACCAGCUGGCUGAGCUGGCAUAACACAAGGUCAGUGAUGUUGUGACCUGAUGCCACAAACCACUACCUGCCUGAGGAGGAAAACCUUGGAGUAACCAAACCCCACAGCUGGGACAUGGAGCACAUGGACCACUCUGUACUCCAAUAUGGACGCUGUCUCCCUUCUGGUGUUUCAGCAGAUUUUCCUCACUCGUGCGCUGCCUUGUAAAACUCCUGUUGGACCGAAGACCUGUUCAUGCCAUCACAGCCUCUCUGUGUGGGCAGACAUGUCUGGAUCAGAAGUACCAUGUGGAGGGAGGCUCCAAGUCCUGCCUGCCCCAGGGAAAAGGGCCACCAUAUCCCUAGUCCCUUUUCUUGUAUGUUCAAAUAUAUUUUAACAAAUCUG
Phalacrocorax carbo (great cormorant) is the source of this 3249-nucleotide messenger RNA. The record is from RefSeq and is a predicted model, not a curated record. Lineage: Eukaryota; Metazoa; Chordata; Aves; Suliformes; Phalacrocoracidae.